This is a messenger RNA of Pseudophryne corroboree (corroboree frog), 7038 nucleotides long. RefSeq names its product myelin transcription factor 1 like (gene MYT1L). The record is from RefSeq and is a predicted model, not a curated record. Gene Ontology annotation, molecular function: DNA-binding transcription factor activity, RNA polymerase II-specific; RNA polymerase II cis-regulatory region sequence-specific DNA binding; zinc ion binding. Gene Ontology annotation, cellular component: nucleus. Gene Ontology annotation, biological process: regulation of transcription by RNA polymerase II. Bases 818 to 4408 code for a protein of 1196 amino acids. The transcript is spliced from 24 exons. Lineage: Eukaryota; Metazoa; Chordata; Amphibia; Anura; Myobatrachidae.
AGCAGUAAUGUAGUCUCUGAGGGAGUUGGUGCUUCAUGCAUACUACACAGCUAAGCUUUCUAGCCCAUUGCUUCACAGACUGUCUGCCGCUUUCAUAAUAGAGGAUAUAGUUGAGACUUCAGAUGCAGCCGUGCUCACUUGUCCAUUCAUUCUCGGCAUUUAGUGGUGUCAACCUAUUAAUAACUAUUUUUGACUUCAGGUCCAUUGCUUUCUUGUCUGAAAACAUCAUUACUAUUGUCCAUGUGGCACAAUAAUUAGCAUACAGAUGAGAAGUGAUCUCGUCUCCAAGCAUCAGCUGAAGGAAGAGAACGAAGAGGUGCGGUGGAAAGUUGAUUGGAUGAAUGAAGAGGAAUGGUGGGCGUUCAAAUGCAUUAGAAGAGUUUAGUUGUCAUGGAAGAGGGUUGUCAAUUUUCUUGGUGCAUUUGCUAAGUGGGGAGUCGGGGGGUGUCUGCUCCCAGAAUGAUUGCUGAUCACAUCACGGCCUACUAAAAGUGGCAGAUUUGGACUUUGUUGACUAAUAAUUUACCUGCCAGGUGCAUCCAUUCCCAUUACAUUUCUCACUCAGUUGUGCUAUCAAGCUGUGGAUACUUGGAGAAAUUAAACAAAGAUCACAGGGAGAUCAAAUGAAAAGCCUCAAACAUCGUCCGUUAAUUCUCACUGCAUGAAAUUCCCAGCGAGGAAAUUCUUCAUGAAGAAUUGAGAUGUCACCAGUAGAGGAACUCUGCAUGAAAACUUAAGACAACCCACCUGGGCUUACCAUCCCUUUCCUCAUUUAGCUCGGUCCACCAGACAAGCAGACAAGGCUUCAAAUGCUCAGAUGGAGGUGGAUACAGACGAGAACCGGCAUCGCACACGCUCCAAAGGUGUCCGAGUUCCUGUGGAACCAGUCAUACAAGAGCUGUUCAGCUGUCCUACUCCUGGCUGCGAUGGGAGUGGCCAUGUUAGUGGUAAAUAUGCAAGACAUAGAAGUGUUUACGGCUGUCCUUUGGCCAAGAAAAGGAAAACCCAAGAUAAUAAGCCUUUAGAGCCCUCACCUAAACGAAAACCUUACUCCUGCAAAACAGACAACUCCUCAGUAGACGAGUGCUAUGAAACAGAUGGGACAGAGGAAAUGGACGAGAAGGAGGAGGAAGAAGAGUACUCUGAUGACAAUGAAGACCAGGAAGAUGAGGAAGAUGAAGAAAUAGAUAGGGAUGAUGAAGACGAAAUUGAGGAAGAUGAAGAUGAAUAUGAAGAGGAAGGAGAGGAAAUAGAAGAUGAUGAAGAUGAUGAUGAGGAGGAUGACGAUGAAGACCAAGACCAUCACCCAAUGGAUUGUCACAGUUCUCGAAUAAUGCACGACCCAGAAAAGGAUGAUAAUAAUAACGAUGAAUACGAUAAUUAUGAUGAACUGGUGGCCAAGUCGUUGUUGAAUCUUGGCAAAAUAGCCGAGGAUGCAGCGUACAGAGCCAGAACAGAAUCUGAAAUGAACAGCAAUACUUCUAAUAGCUUGGAAGAUGACAGUGACAAGAACGAGAACGUAGGACGGAAAACGGAGCUUAGCUUAGAUUUGGACAGUGAUGUAGUUAGGGAAACAGUGGAUUCCCUCAAACUACUGGCACAAGGACAUGGUGUAGUGCUUUCAGAUAACCUCAACGACAGGCACUAUAUUGACAAUGCAUCGCAGGAAGAUACAAGAAAUAUGAACUAUCUGACAUUAGGGAAGCCUAUGAAUAACGGGCAUGCAGAGAAAAUGGUAGAGGAAAGUGAUGAGGAGGUGUGCUUGAGCAGUUUAGAAUGCUUACGUAACCAAUGUUUUGACCUUGCACGGAAACUUAGUGAAACAAAUUCUCACGACAGAAAUCAACAGCAAAACAUGAUCAUGAGAAUGCCCAGGGCAGACGAAGACUAUUCCGAUCGAAUGCCAGACAGGAACUAUUCAGACAUGAUGAACUUGAUGAGACUCGAAGAACAGUUGAGUCCCAGAUCGAGAACUUUUUCUAGCUGUGCAAAAGAGGAUGAUUUCAACGAAAGAGAUGAUGACACUACCUCCAUCACCUCUGACAGGUCAGAAGAAGUCUUCGAUAUGACGAAAGGUAAUCUGUCACUGCUAGAAAAAGCCAUAGCACUGGAAAGUGAGAGAGCAAAGGCAAUGAGGGAAAAGAUGGCCAUGGAAGCUGGAAGGAGAGACGGCAUGAGAAUUUGUAAUGACCAUGCAAUGAGACACCUCUCAGGGGAAGAAAGAAGGCCAAAGUCCAGUGAUGGCCAUGUCAAAAAGCCAUGUUAUACAAAAGAUCCCUCACGAACUGAGAAAAAAGAGAGCAAGUGUCCCACCCCCGGCUGCGAUGGAACAGGCCAUGUCACUGGCUUAUAUCCUCAUCACCGGAGUUUAUCGGGCUGUCCACACAAAGAUAGGGUACCUCCAGAAAUUCUCGCCAUGCAUGAAAAUGUUCUUAAGUGCCCUACGCCAGGCUGCACCGGGAGAGGCCAUGUAAACAGCAACAGGAAUUCUCACAGAAGUCUUUCAGGCUGUCCUAUUGCUGCGGCAGAGAAACUAGCGAAAGCCCAAGAAAAACAUCAAAGUUGUGAUGCCUCAAAAUCUAGCCAAGCAUCUGAUCGUGUAUUAAGGCCAAUGUGUUUUGUAAAGCAAUUAGAAAUUCCUCAGUAUGGUUACAGGAACAACGUAUCAACGACCACACCUCGCUCCAACCUGGCCAAGGAACUAGAGAAAUAUUCAAAGACUACGUUUGAAUAUAACAACUAUGAAAAUCACGCGUACGGAAAGAGGGCUAUAGCUCCAAAGGUGCAAUCUAGAGAUAUAUCUCCAAAAGGAUAUGAUGCUAAACGCUACUGUAAGAACUCCAGCCCGACAAGCAGCACAACGAGCAGUUAUGCCCCCAGCAGCAGCAGUAGCAAUAUGAGUUGUGGCGGAGGCAGCAGCGCCAGCAGUACGUGUAGCAAAAGCAGCUUUGAUUAUUCCCAUGACAUGGAAGCCGCGCACAUGGCAGCCACCGCCAUCCUGAACCUCUCCACUCGCUGCAGGGAGAUGCCCACGAACCUCUCUACCAAACCUCCAGACCUCUGCAACAGGAAUCCUGACAUUGAUGUGGAUGAAAAUGGAACACUGGACCUUAGCAUGAACAAACAAAGACAACGUGAUGUCUGCUGCUCCAUUCUAACGCCACUGGAACCAAUGUCACCACAGCGGCAGGCAGUGAUGAAUAGCCAGUGUUACCAAAUGAAUGAAACUGACUGCUGGGAUUUACCAGUAGACUACACUAAAAUGAAACCCAGACGGAUAGAUGAAGAUGAUUCCAAAGACAUUAAUCAUGAUGAUCUUGAUCCAUUCCAUGAUGCUCUAGAUGACAGAAGGUACCCUGGUGAUGUCACAAUUCCAAGUCCUAAGCCAAAAUAUCCUCAGUGUAAAGAGAGCAAAAAGGAUUUACUAACAUUGUCUGGUUGUCCAUUGGCUGACAAAAGUAUUCGAAACAUGAUAGCCACCAGUUCGCAGGAACUAAAGUGUCCGACUCCUGGCUGCGAUGGUUCUGGACAUAUAACUGGAAAUUAUGCUUCCCAUAGAAGUCUUUCAGGUUGUCCGAGGGCAAAGAAAAGUGGAAUCAAGAUAGCACAAAGCAAAGAAGACAAGGAGGACCAAGAACCUAUAAGAUGCCCAGUUCCCGGGUGCGAUGGACAAGGUCAUGUGACAGGAAAGUAUGCAUCGCAUCGCAGUGCAUCAGGAUGUCCACUGGCAGCAAAGCGACAGAAAGAUGGCUACUUGAAUGGAUCACAGUUCUCAUGGAAAUCUGGAAAAACUGAAGGAAUGUCCUGUCCCACUCCAGGAUGUGAUGGUUCUGGACACAUCAGCGGUAGUUUCCUCACACACCGAAGUUUAUCUGGAUGUCCAAGAGCUACAUCAGCAAUGAAGAAAGCCAGAUUAUCAGGAGAAGAGAUGAUGACUAUAAAGCAACGUGCAACAAAUGGUAUAGAAAAUGAUGAAGAAAUAAAACAAUUGGAUGAAGAAAUAAAGGAAUUAAAUGAGUCUAAUUCCCAGAUGGAAUCUGAUAUGAUUAAACUGAGAACUCAGGUACUGGACGAGCGUCCUGUUGCUUGCCAAGAACCCUGUGUUGAUGAAUACCAAUUUCAUAUUACUACAAUGGAGAGUAACCUGAAGACAAUAGAGGAGGAGAAUAAAGUAAUUGAGCAGCAAAACGAAUCUCUUCUGCAUGAACUGGCCAAUCUAAGUCAGUCUUUAAUUCAUAGUCUAGCUAAUAUCCAGCUGCCCCAUAUGGAUCCCAUCAAUGAACAAAAUUUUGAUGCCUACGUGACUACUUUGACGGACAUGUAUACAAAUCAAGAUCGCUAUCAAAGCCCGGAAAAUAAGGCACUUCUGGAAAACAUAAAGCAAGCCGUAAGAGGAAUACAAGUCUAAACAGCUACCGGGUUUUUUUGGGGGGGUUUUGGUGAAGGUUUUGUUCGAACAAAAAAAAGUAAAAGAUGCCUCUUGUUUUCUGCUGCUGUAAUCUACCAGAAAAGUGUUAUAUAUUUAUUCAUUUUGAGACAGUGUUAUGCUUACAAGACUCCAUGAUGAUUUUAUGUCUUGCUUUAAAAAUAGUUACUGCUGAAUAGAUUUUGAAUACAUUCACAUUUUGUACGUUUUCAUAUAAGCUAACAUUGUGUGAUAUGCCAUGUAAUAUUUAUAGCUGCUAAUGUAUGCACAUUUUUAAGGUAAAUAUAUUUCUGAAAAGGGAAGCUGACGAAGAGAAUCAGAGUGUAGAUUUUUUAUGCUUUGGUUAAUCAACGUUUUAGUAUUUUGAACUGGAAAAGAAAAAAAUCCGCUUUCGAAAAUGGUAUUACCAUCUACAGCCACUUUCUAGACACUUUUUAUUUGGCCUCUGAUUACAUGGGGUUCUUGAGGUUGCGAGAAUACAUUCUGGUGCGCAUAUUGUUUCACAGCAAGAAGAAUCUAUGUGAAAAAAAUUUGCUUUAUUUUUUAAUGAUCCUUCAAGUGGAGGCUGGAACUUUUUGGUAAGAUACACAAAAGAUUUCUUCGCUGUAAGACAACAUCAAGCUACGGAAAACUGUUGUGGAAAGUCAAUGCAGCUUAAAAGCACUUUUCAUUCUUAACUGAGCAUCAUCUGAUCUCAAUAAGGGAACAUCUAUUGUUGAACUAUAUCAGAAGUGGACGAUGUGAUGAUUCCCACCUAUCUUUUUCAAACAGACUUUGGAGAAAUAGCCACAACUCACCCCUUCACUCCAGGAUUGAUUAUUUUCCCUUUGAACUGCCUGUUAGACAAAAAAUAUACUCAUACUGGAGUCCUGCGUUUUUGAUUGAGGAUGAAAGACACUAUUUUUAAUACAUUUUUUGUUGCCUUUUUUGUUUUUCAUUGUCUUUUCAUUUCAUUGGGGGUUUUACAAUUAAUGCAAAAAAUAAAACCUGUUUCUGAUCCCUGGAAUAAUUAUGAGAAUAGAUUUAGUAGAAAAAGUAGACCAUCUAAUUUCAAACCUUUAGCUCUUAUAUCCAACUAUUUCUUUUUUUUUCAAUGCUGGUUCCGUUUGUCCGUUGUGAAAAAAAAUAUAAAAAAAUGGGAUUGUUGCUAGCUCAUCCUUUACGGAAAAAUAAUGUGAAGUUAUAUUACCAAACUUCGACAGCACUUACAGUAUUUAUUUUAAUUGUACUGAUUUUAAUGCACAUUUUCUUUUCUUUUUUAUUUAAACAUUUAUUUUCUUCUAAACAACUGCACUAACCAUAUGCAUAAGACCACUUUUUAAGUCACGUCAAAGAUGUGUUGUGUUUAUAAAGAUGUCAAAAAGGAUUAUUAUUUUUUAUUUAAAUUGCAUAUCUUUUUCCUUCCAUGUAUUGAUGUUAUGCAGAAAGUACAAUGUACUUAGAAUUUUGCUAUGAAAAACAGAUGGCUUUUUUAAGAAAAAAAAUAAAAAAAAAUAUUUUUAGCAAAAUAGGACAUACAGGGUCAUUGUCCCCACAAUGUGCCAGUUGAUAAUUUGCACUUACCUUGUCCUAUAUAUCCAUAAUAUACGGAGGUGUGCAAUUUUUUUGUGUCUAUAGCCUUUGUGACACUAACUUGGGAAAAAAAAAUAUUAUACCGGAAGCCAUGAUGGCUGUUUCAAUAAUAUCGCUAAGGGAGGUUACAGGGAUCUGACAACUAAUAUUCUAAUACAAUACUCAACCUCGGUAUAUAUAUGUAUAAAUAUAUGUAUAUCCCAGUGGCACUUUAUACUAUUCACUGUACAAAAGCUAACAGUUUUCCAAGAGGACUUUAAUAAGUAGCUGGGAAAAGAUUAUGUAAUUACUUUGGGGGGCUUUGCAGUAUGUUAUCUGUAAAGACCUGUCUUUCUGUUGUGCUAUUAGUUGUAGCGGUCAUGUUCAGAACUGCCUUUUCAAAAGCCGAAGCAAGGUGCUUGAUGUUCACCUUCUGCCAUAUCCAUAUCAUACUUCGCCUUGAAGCUCUUUCUCAAGGCGACCAUUGUUAAUACUGGCAUUUGCCCUUUUCCACUGCAUUGUGUCUGCAGCUUCUUUGCCAAUAUAGUAACGCUUUCAGUAGAUUAAUAGAUAGUAUCAGUUGGGAAUAUUAUUGUUAUCACCUAUGUACAAUGGAAAGGGAUUUUAAGCACAAAACUGCUGCUCAUUUAAUGGUGGUACAUGAUACUGUAUCAAAUCAAACCUAUCUGUGACUAUUAUAUAUAGGGAUCACAAAAAAAGUGUCACAUAUUAGAAUGCUGACCUUUCAUAUGAAAUUAUUGUGAGUCAUCGAAGUUUAUUUAUUCUAACUUAUUGUUCAUUUUCAUUUCUAAGUUUAAUUUAAGUAAUCAUUUAUUAAGACAGAAUUUUGUAUAAACUAUUUAUUGUGCUCUCUGUGGAACUGAAGUUUGAUUUAUUUUUGUACAACACGGCAUGGAUUUGUUGAUGACAUUUUAAUUUUGCGAUAAAUGUGUGGAAUCACAAGUUGCUGUGAUACUUCAUUUUUAAAUUGUGAACUUUGUACAAAUUUUGUCAUGCUGGAUGUCAACACAUCUUACUCUAAAUAAAAAAGACAAAAACAA